GGCGAAGGUUGGGCACUCGUCGGAGCAGAUGCGUGAUGUUUUGACUAAGCGUUGUUAGUGUAGCGGUAGGCGCGCAGUGCUCGCCUCAUAUAACGUUUCCAAGCGUGAAAAAGGAAGCAGCAGAACGAAAGCCUAUGUAGCUUGCACGGCACUGAUUCAACCAUCCGGCAAUUGAAUAUUGCGACAGUGAGAGCGGAAGAUACGCUACCGUCAUUCGUCCGUGUUUCUCAUGGCAUCAACGAGCUUCUGCUUCAAGAAGACAUCCGGUGUCAUAUUUGCUCGACAAAAUCGCAGUGGGUGAGCUAAAAGAGCUCCAGCAGAGAACUGAAUGUACUACGACAACGACUACGCCAGUAGUCAAACCACGGCUAGCACGGCUGUCUACAAGUUUUUUUUUUCUUCUUCUACAGUGCUGUGCUCCUCGGCCCCAACAGGAACCUGCUCUUGAAUUUGGCUUGCCUCUUUGCCGACCAUAGGGAUGCAGGUGUUGGUUUAUGCAUGAAACUUGUGGUACCAAAGCUCAGUGGACAAUCCAACUAAAACGGACAAAGGAAGAUACAGGGAGUUUUUAUAGUGCGCGUUCUCCAGAUCAAGGUACGAGAUGCACUUCCGUACUUCUGUAAGCAAGCGAUUUAAGGUAAAGCAUCUUUAUUGCCUCGUAUUAGGCGCUACGUUUCUCGCCACAUGCUCCGUACUUUAUCUGAAUAAGCCAAGACAUCCGCUUCCGCCGUUCUACUGUUGGGAUCUGCCCGUGCCGGAGGUGACCGUAGAAGAGUACAACGACACGUUUGUGCCAAACAUUGUGCAUUUCAUAAGGCUCGGUAAUGCUCCGUUAUCCUUUAUCGAGGUUGUGAGCAUUCGAGCGGCCUGGCUCCAGCAAAGCCCUGACUUUCUGAUGAUUCACUGCGACAACUGCAGCGCGACCAUCCAAAGCGCGCACUGGAAAGACAUCAAAGACAUCCCGCGACUGACUCUCAGGUACGUCGACAAGCCGAAGACAAUUUUUGGCACCAAGGUGAGCUGGAUCGAGCACGCCUCCGACAUUGUUCGCAUCAGGGUGCUGAGAAAGUAUGGAGGCAUCUACCUCGAUAGUGACUCCUACAUCGUGAAGAAUCUUGACAAGUACAGGCGCUACGAGACGGCCAUAGGAUGGCCGCCAGGCCAGUGGAUGGGCAACCAGAUCAUCGUGGCCCAUAAACGAUCCGAGUUCCUGCGUCUGUAUUACGAGUCGUAUCACAAGUACCGACCUGACCUUUGGUAUUACAACGCCGGUCAUGUACCCACACUGGAGAUCCUCGACACGAAGCCGCACCUCGUUUACAGAAUUCCGUGUGACUUCGGAGUGCACGAAGACAUCACGAGGAUCUUGUUUGAACAGUGCAACGACGACUGGAGGAACUUCACAGCCGUGCACGUGUUCUUCAGACACAGGGCUUACUACUGUCCCUUUGACAAAUUCGGACCCAUCAACUUCGAGACUGUAGGAAAGUACGCCGCGAAUUUCGGGAAGAUGGCGCGCCUAGUGCUCACAGGUUCGACGAGGUUGGGCGGAUCCGUGGUGAAGAACAUAUCGUUGCUGAGUGCGGAAAAGCUGGAUUAUUCGCAAGGAUGUCGAUAAUGAUGACGUGUGACAUGUCUAUUUCUACUGUGAGUAUACUAAUAAUACAUUGUUACAUGUACAUGCCACAUUACAUGUUACAUGUAGAUGUCAUUAUCAUAUUACAUUGUCAAUGUGUAAUGUCCCUCCUGCAUGGGCCAGCUUCAUGGCCUGUAUGUUGAAUAAAUAAAAAUAAUUAAUCCCCGAGUGCUUUAUAUCGCGCAGUGAGCAAGUCUUAGUGGUCAUGUUACUGGUUUAUAUGCUCACGGUAGUCUAUAUACUCAUAGUAUUUCUGCUGAUAUGACCAAAAAAGAUGCCCGGAAUUCCCACUGAACCAAAUCUUUGCAGAAAAAAAUACUAAGACUAGUAAAUGUUGUGAUAACUUAGAUGGGCUUUAUUUCUUUACUAAGAAUGAGGUGGAGUAUGCGUAUCCAUGGUUGUGAGUGCACGAAAUGUCCGAAGUGAGCAUUUGCAAACUAGCUUUGUAUGAGAUGUAUGAGAGUAUCAAAAGGAGACAAAAAAUUAA
This is a messenger RNA of Dermacentor silvarum, 2123 nucleotides long. RefSeq lists its product as uncharacterized. NCBI's taxonomy places the organism in Eukaryota, Metazoa, Arthropoda, Arachnida, Ixodida, Ixodidae. The record is from RefSeq and is a predicted model, not a curated record. The transcript has a single exon. Bases 602 to 1618 code for a protein of 338 amino acids.